Messenger RNA from Neltuma alba, 1326 nucleotides. Its product is annotated as F-box/kelch-repeat protein At3g06240-like. Bases 59 to 1177 code for a protein of 372 amino acids. The record is from RefSeq and is a predicted model, not a curated record. The transcript has a single exon. Gene Ontology annotation, molecular function: protein binding. Lineage: Eukaryota; Viridiplantae; Streptophyta; Magnoliopsida; Fabales; Fabaceae.
GAAACCUAAAUUGUUCUCAUUUGAUAGCGGCGGCUUUGCUUCUUUUGGGUCGAUCACCAUGAGGCGGAUGGUGAUGAAUGGCGCGGCACCAUUCCUUCCCGAAGAAAUCAUAAUCAACAUUCUCAAGUGGCUCCCGGUGAAAUCCCUAAUGCGGUUUCGAUGUGUCUGCAAGCGUUGGAAGAAUCUCUUCAAGACCCCAUCUUUUAUCGCCGAUCACCUCCGCAAUUCCAGUCAUCAUAACCCUUCUGUUCUGUUUUUCCGGACUUUUGGAUUGGAUCCUUCGCAGAUACGUUUGCUUGAUUGCGAGAUGCAAGUCCGUGAUGCUCUUCCUUUCGAUUCCUUGGGGUUCAGACACCUUAGCAUAAUUGGUUCCAGCAAUGGCUUGCUUUGUGUUGCAAUUCAUGAGAAUGAUUUUCCCUUUUUAUUGUGGAAUCCGGCGACCAGAGAUGUCAGAGAGGUGCCUCGAUCCAGCACUAUCGAUUGUUAUCGGUUAGGAUUUGGGUUCAGUUCAUUUGUUAAUGAUUACAAGAUAGUGGCAAUUUAUCGUAAGAUUGGUAGAGCGGGAGUGUAUUCAUUAAGGAGAGAUUCUUGGAAAGAAAUAGAAUAUGGCAACAUUUUAGAUUUUGUAACUAUUUAUCGUGACACUAGGGUCUCCUCUAAUGGAGCUAUCUUUUGGAAUGGAUCAAAACGAUGUGAGGAGAGGGAGGAGGGAGCUAUAAUUUCAUUUGACAUAGUGAAGGAAGUGUUUACUCUAAUACCACGGCCUACACUUCAGGAGGAUUCAUAUCUUUACUUAACCGUGUACAAGGACAAACUUGCUAUGCUUUAUUGUGGAGUUGGGGCCUCUCCAAACAUUGAUUUGUGGGUGAUGGAGGAAGACAUUGGUUCAUCUGGGGAGAGAUGGAGUUGGACUAAGAAAUUCACCGGUGGCCCUUGUCCUUGGACGUUAUAUUUUGGGGGCACGAUUUGGAGGAAUGAAAUUGUCAUGUUUGGAACCGAGACUCAAGAUAAAAUAGGGAAUAAAGAACCAGAAAGUGGUCUCUGUUUGUUCAAGCUCACUACUAAUGAAUUUGAGAUGGUGGUUGUCCCCAAUCACGGCUCUUGUCGUUUUCUUAAUUAUGUGGAAAGUCUUGUACCUGUUGGCAACAUCCUCAACAUUGAAGAACCUUGGUUUUAAAGGUUUAUUAUUAUUCUGCAGAUUUGCUUUAUUUAAAUAAUUUUUGGUAGAAAUGGAUCCAUGUCAUUUUAGUUCAUUUUGUACUGGCAACGCUUGAUGCCAUUUAGCGAUGUUAUCCAGAACGAUGAAUUGAAAUUUUGAAUACUUUA